UCCGCAAGAUCCUUUAUUUCCCAUAGACAAGAGAUUGACUUUCAGAUCGUGCACGCAAUCACUCUGUUACUCCAUAAAUACCCAAUUCCCCCACACUCCCACAUUCAGACCCACAAGCUUCAAUCGAAACGAAAAUGGCUUCUCCCCUGCUUCUCUUCGUCCUCCUCCCUCUCCUCGCACCUUCCCUCACAUCUUCACUCCCAAUUCCAUUGCAAUCCGCCUUUCAGCAAUGCCUCAACAAUAACUCCAAGAACCCAGUCCCAUUCUCCAAAACCCUCUUCUCCCCUGCCGCCAAUUCCUCUGUUUUCACUUCCGUCCUCUCAAACCCUGCUCAGAACCUCCGCUACUUGCUCCCUUCCGUCCCCAAGCCGCUUCUCAUCUUCCGCCCGCUCCGCAUUUCCCACGUCCAAGCCGCCGUGAUCUGCGCCGGAAAGCUCGGCUUCCACUUCCGGGUUCGCAGCGGCGGCCACGACUACGAGGGCCUCUCUUACGCCGCCGAGAUAGAGUCCCCUUUCCUCAUUCUCGACCUCUCCAGGUUCCGCAAGGUGGACGUCGACAUCGCUUCCAACACCACCUGGGUUCAGGCCGGAGCCACCGUCGGCGAGGCUUACUACCGGAUCGCUCAGAAGAGCCCCACCCACGGCUUUCCCGCCGGGCUCUGCACCAGCUUGGGAAUCGGCGGACACAUCACCGGCGGAGCUUACGGCUCCAUGAUGAGAAAAUACGGCCUGGGAGUCGACAAUGUCGUCGACGCCCGCAUAAUCGACGCCAACGGGAACCUCCUGAACCGUCGGAAAAUGGGGGAAGACGUUUUCUGGGCGAUCAGAGGCGGCGCCGGGGGAAGCUUCGGAGUAAUUGUCGCCUGGAAAUUGAAAUUGGUUACCGUCCCCAAAACCGUGACGGUGUUCAAUGUUCCCAGGACAUUGGAACAGAACGCCACCAAGCUUCUGUACAAAUGGCAGCAAGUCGCUCCUCUGCUCAACGACGAGCUGUUCAUUCGAGUUCUGAUUUUGGCUACCCCGAUCGCCAAUUCCACCAAGAGAACCGUCACAACAACCUACAACGCUCUGUUUCUUGGAAAUUCCAAUCGGCUUCUCAAGAUCAUGGGUUCAAAAUUCCCGGAGCUGGGUCUGACGAAGAAGGAUUGCGUUGAAACGAGCUGGAUCAAAUCUAUUCUGUUCAUUGCAGGGAUCCCGGCCACCGUUGCUCCCGAGUUCCUCCUACAGGGGAAGUCCUUCGCCGCCGCGGGGUUCUUCAAGGCCAAGUCGGACUUCGUAAAGGAGCCGAUCCCGGAGAAGGCGAUUGAAGGGAUAUGGAGAAGGUUUCUCAAGGAGGACUUUCCAUUGUCGAUAUGGAAUCCGUUUGGCGGGGAGAUGGGAAGGAUUUCGGAAUCGGCGACGCCGUUUCCUCACCGGAAGGGGACGUUGCUCAUGAUCCAGUGGCUGACUGCGUCGCUUGACGGGAAUGUGAGCUCUGCUAGACACAUGGAUUGGAUCAGGGAGCUGUAUAGGUACAUGGCUCCCUAUGUUUCCAAGUCGCCGAGGACUGCGUAUGUGAACUACAGGGAUCUGGAUUUGGGGGUGAACAAGAAGGGCAAUACGAGUUUUAGCGAGGCAAAUGUUUGGGGUCGCAGGUAUUUCAAGAAUAACUUCGGCAGAUUGGUGAAGAUCAAGGCCAAGUUCGAUCCUCAUAACUUGUUUAGGCAUGAACAGAGCAUUCCGGCCGUUCCAGUUUAAGUUGCAGAGUUGUCGAGUUCAAGUUGUGUUGAGUGUUAUAAUUUGUCUCGUUUCGUUUCGUUUCGUUUCGUUUCGUUUCGUUUGUUAAGAGUCCUUGCUCUGAGCUUUACUUUACAUGAUUGAAUUAUCUCAAUUCGACAAUUCGUAUGGAUAGACAUGCUUACAUAAAUUAGCUAUCUUAAUAUGAAAAUUAGGAAGCGAUAAUAUAUGAAUCUUGCUACCUUUAUAUUUAGGUUAUAAGUAUAAUAUGUCACUCUACUAUGUGGUUUAUCAUAAUGUCUUUUUUAUUAUUUUUCACAUCAAACUUGCUCCUAUACAUUGGAAAAUUAUCAAAGAUACCCUUUUGUUAAAAUUUUCAUUCAAAAACCUUUAACCAGAGCCGAACUUUGGUUUGGGCGACACAAAUGUCAAAAGUAUCCUAAUAAUUUCACUUUUGAAAU
This is a messenger RNA of Linum trigynum, 2176 nucleotides long. NCBI's taxonomy places the organism in Eukaryota, Viridiplantae, Streptophyta, Magnoliopsida, Malpighiales, Linaceae. The record is from the annotation of a GenBank genome assembly.